AAUCUGAACUUAGUACGCUUACCGUUGUACUUGAUAAAUAUUUUUUUAAAUGUGCCAGCCGAAUCCAGUUGGCCAUUGGUGGACAGUCUAUCAGGUCCCUACCAAAAUUAUUUGUUUUUGAAAGCGUUGCAAGGCCCACCCACCAGACGCCUACCAAUCAGAUAUGUCGGCGACCACUGGUGGCGGUUUAGGAAUCAGCAUUUGGUCCAGGCGAAGUCGCUCCUGCGUGCCGGAAACCACGCUGAUCGGCGAUGGGCCGCACGUGCUACGCCCACGCCCUCCGCCCCCCCACCAGCGGAUGUUGACGGCCCCGGACCAACGGCCUCGGACACCCCCGCCCCGCCUCACCAGCCAGCGCAAGAUGAGCCUGCAACGAAGCCUGGCCUUCUACAGCCGGCUGAGGAGAACUUUCGGAAGUCCCGCGUCCGGAUUCGGUUACCCUUUCGAGACUGAUUUCACCCUGGGGCGCCAGCUGCGACGGGAUUCCUAUCUGCCGAUGAUGGGGAACUGGCCUGGGCUCGCUAUCGAGACUGAUGAGUGGGCAGAAAACCACGGGGAUCCCGAGGAGAGGAGGUUGUUCUCAGAACGGCGCCACUGGGGUCGAGCCCAGCUGCACUUCCAGCAGUAUCUGGGCUUGGGGAACAGUCAGCACCACAGCCCCAGAUCAUUCUUCCUUAAAUUAGAUCUCAGCGCAGUAGACCUGAAGCUCAUUUACGGCAUGUUGUACGGGCUGUGGCUGAAGGAGGCUUUAAGGCUGGCCUUCAACGAGGUGUUCUCCUUGCACUAGCUGUGGGAUUUUGGGUGCUCCAACGAUCGAUAAUAAAAUCAUAUUGUCAAUCGAAA
Molecule: messenger RNA, 843 nt
Organism: Drosophila rhopaloa
Lineage: Eukaryota; Metazoa; Arthropoda; Insecta; Diptera; Drosophilidae
Exons: 1
Coding region: 164-787 (207 amino acids)
Source: RefSeq, a predicted model, not a curated record